Messenger RNA from Astyanax mexicanus (Mexican tetra), 985 nucleotides. RefSeq names its product macrophage mannose receptor 1-like. NCBI's taxonomy places the organism in Eukaryota, Metazoa, Chordata, Actinopteri, Characiformes, Acestrorhamphidae. Bases 1 to 945 code for a protein of 314 amino acids. The transcript has 5 exons. The record is from RefSeq and is a predicted model, not a curated record.
AUGGGUCACAGUCUGUUUGGCGUCUCCUCCCCGGCCCCUCGGCGGUACCACUACGUGAGUGAGAGCAGGACGUGGCUGGCGGCUCAGAGCUACUGCAGAACCCUGUACUCUGACCUGGCUACUAUAAACAGCAUGGAGGAUAUGAACAGUUUAACAAAUGAAGUGGAUCCUCUCUACAUCGGUGCGGUAUGGAUCGGACUUAAAAGGGGCACACAGAAGCGCUGGGGUUGGUCUAUGGGCGGCGACACUCUCUCCCAGUACAGUAACUGGGAAGCAGACCCAAAUGUUUACGAUACAGAAGAAGGAUGUGCCACAAAGUACCGAAAUGGAGGAUGGUUUCCAACAAACUGCAACUCUACAUUUCAGUUCGUCUGCUACAGUGAUAAACAAGGCUCAUUCAUUCUCGUGAGUAUUUAUAUAACCUGGAGAGAAGCUCUGCUUUACUGUAGAACGAAAUAUACUGACCUCGCCAGCAUUCGCAACUCAACUGAGCACCAGCAGGUGUCUGAUCUCAUCAAAUUUGUACGCUACGUCUGGAUCGGGCUCUUUUUUGACGCCUGGGAAUGGUCUGACCAAGGGACUUCCUCGUUCCGAUACUGGGGAAUAACACAGCCGCAGAAUCUGUUCCAGGCAGACUGUGUGGCCAUGAUAAAGGGCCUCUCUGGAAAAUGGGAGAACACCAUCUGCGGCCGGAAAUUACCUUUCCUGUGUUACAAAGAAGGAAAACAACAGAUUGUGAGAGUGAAAGUGAGCUCAGAUGGAAACAUUAAUCUGAAUCUCCAGACAGUGAGAUCAGACAUUUUGAAACAGAUUCAGCAGAAUCUGAGGAAUCAAGGCAUGAACCUGUAUGUAAAGCUAAACUGGAGACGAAAUGCUGGAAUCAUUUUUCAACCAGAGGAGAAUAAAGUGGAAAACAGCACGAAGAGGUUAUGUGAUGAAAUGUAGACUUUUCUAAUAAUUGAAAAUAUAUAUAUAUUUUAGCAAA